Messenger RNA from Suricata suricatta (meerkat), 3217 nucleotides. RefSeq names its product inducible T cell costimulator ligand (gene ICOSLG). Lineage: Eukaryota; Metazoa; Chordata; Mammalia; Carnivora; Herpestidae. Bases 150 to 1076 code for a protein of 308 amino acids. The record is from RefSeq and is a predicted model, not a curated record. The transcript is spliced from 7 exons.
ACCUGGGAAAGCAGUCAGUUCUGAUUCACUCAGCGCCCAGAGCCGCCGAGGCGCGCAGUGGAGAGCUGGGCUCCCGCGGCCCGAGGGCUCCCGCGGCCCGAGGUCUUUCUGGCUCCGAGGGCUCCGGCGGCCGAAGUCCCGCUCCCACCAUGAGGCUGAGAAGUCCUGGAAUUCUCCUGCUCCUGUUCAGUGCCCUACAAGCCACAGAUGUGCAGGAGACGGAAGUCAGAGUGCUGGUGGGCGGCGACGCGGAGCUCAGCUGCGCCUUCCCCAGGGGACACACUUUUGAUUUAAACGACCUUUAUGUGUACUGGCAAAUCAGUGUCGGCGGCGGACCGAAGACCGUGGUCACCUACUACCUCUCCGGGAACGACUCCGCGGGCCAUGAGGACAACCACUACCGGGACAGGGCCCGGCUGUCGCUGGAGAGCAUGACGCGGGGCGACUUCUCUCUCCGUCUGUACAACAUCACCCCCCAGGACGAGCAGAGGUUCCACUGCCUGGUGUUUAGGAAAUCCUUGGAGAUGAAAAAGAUUCUGGAUGUGGUGGUGACCUUACACGUGGCAGCCAACUACAGCAUGCCCGAGGUCACGGCCCCGAGCAGCCCCUCCGAGGACGAGGAGCUGACGUUCACGUGCACGUCUAUGAACGGCUACCCGAGGCCUAACGUGUUCUGGAUCAACAGGACAGACAACAGCGUGCUGGACGCAGCCCUGCAGAACAACACGGUCUACCUGAACGCACAGGGCUUGUACAACGUGGUCAGCGUCCUGACCGUCAGGCGGACCCCCAGUGUGAACGUUGGCUGCUGCAUAGAGAAUGUGCUCUUGCACCAAAACCUGACGGCGACCACCCCCCCGGCAGAAACGCACAACGGAACCGAAGACGGCAUCACGGAGAGCCAGGCCGAUGCCCCGAAGAAACAAGGCGCGGUCCUCAGCACGCUCCUCGUGCUGGGCGUGGUCGUGGUGGUGGCCGUGGCCACAGGCUGGGUGUGCCGAAGCAGGUGCCACCCGUGGGAUCCACACAGGAGCCAGGCUGCAAGGUCAGAGCACACUUUCUUCGACCGAGUCUGACAGGAACUCGCCACCUGGAGUGCGGGCAGCAUCUCUGUGAGAUCCCACCAGGAGGGACAGCGGACGGCAGCUUGGAAAUUGACUCCGGCAGACCUGGUGGCCAAGGGGGACCGCCAGCCCCCAUCAACACCAUUAACAAGGGGGCCUCCAUGGACACGGAGCCUCUCUGGCCCGGAAGGGACACGUGGGACCGUGCCCGAUCCCAGGGAGAAUGUUCCAGGUGCCGCCCCCAUCCUGGAACGAGGACCUUUCCAAGACGCCAGCAGCUCCAAACGUCAAGCCCCCACGUGAGCGGGCUCCCGCCUCUGCAGGAGGAGGAGGAGGAGGGUGCUUGGCGCCGGCCCCUCCCCCCCCGCCGGCCUCUGAGGCCCUCAGGACCCUUCUUAGAAUCAAAAACGCAUGGGGGUUUGGGGGGACGGGGGCUUUCUGAGGCCAGAGGAAGGGCGCCUCCUUUAGGAAGGCGAGAGGCGUGCUCGGGCUCCUCCAGGACCUUCCCUGCCGGGUGGCGGCCACUCAGGGCUGGUGGAGAGAGGCGCGUGCAGGGCGCCCAGAGAUGCAGGAGCAGAGUACACGCAUCUGCUGGUGUGCGCAUGUGAGUGGGUGUGUCUGCGUGUGUGUGUGUGUGUGUGUGUGUGCACAUGUGCAAGUGUCCAGAGUGCAGGAACCCCUGAAAGACUCCUGGAGUUGGUUUUCCUCCAGGAUCUUCACUGGGAAGAAAACCCGACCUCGUUUGUUUUGGUCAGAAGCUGGAUUUCCCUCCUAAGAAGGCGCAGCAGAGUUGUUUCUAGAAAACCAUCUGCUGCCAGGGUCCCCAUGACAGAAGCGGGGGAGGAAGCAAGGAGCUCAGAAACUUGCCCAGGCAGGACUGGGGACUGCGUUUCCAACGGACCCCGGCUUCCCCACGUGGCCAAGGAGGACCUUCAACUUGGCGCUGUGCCGUGCCCAGAGGGGGCAUUCUCCCCGCGGAGUGGCAGCCGUUCAAAAUGUGGCCCUAAUCCCAUGUCACCCUCUGCGCCUGUCACCCCUGGCAUCCCCCGGAACCCACAUGGCUGUCACGGUGCCCACCGGGCCCGGCAGGGGACUAGAGGGGGCAGUGGCCCAAGUCCACGCAGGGAUGGGGAGCCCGCGGCCUCAACCCUCACCAGGUGGUUUCCAUGUUGUUGCCCUGUUUGAGUCUAACAGCUGAUGUUUCUAGAAGGUUCUGCACAGGAUGCUGCCCACUAACUGUGGUGUGCCCGCCCCCGGGGAAGGCAGUGUCCUGCCUGUGGCCAUUCAGCACCGAUGGCGGGUGUGACUCGCAAAACCAGGACGGGGCGCAGUGGGAGAGCGGAGCCCAAUGCUCGUGACAGGAAACGGUUCCUUGUCUGUGUUUGUGCCCAAACCGCUCGCCCGGCUGCGGGCUGCACCCACGCUUGACCCGGAAGCAUUAGGAGCAGCGUGCUCCCAAAGGGGGCCGAGAAGGUCGCGGACUGGCCUCUGGAGCGAAAAGCAGGAGGACCACUUGGGUGCAGGAAGGGGGUGCGGAGCCCCCCUGCAGCCUCGGGCAGGGACGUCCGGCACAGCCCCCUUCCCCGGGGACCCCCGGAGCCCGGGCUGAGGGUCCCGCACCCCCGGCGGCCUGUCUGUUCACAGCGCACCCUGCUCGCCGGGCGCCCACCCGGACAGGACAGAGCGGGGUCUGGGUCCAGCUCUCCCCUGUCUGAGCGGACUCUUCCCUGGGGGAGGGGCGGGGCACCAGCCGCCCAGACCCCCAGCCGCUCGCCCACACGGCAUGUUUGUGGGUCUGCCUGGACCCGGGGCUCCCAAGGGAUCUCAGCAGCCCCCUCCCUCAGCAUGGGAGGAUGCAUGGCGACCCAGCGGCCUUCAGCCUGGACAUCACUGUCCACUCGUUGUGCUGUGCGGGGGACAGGCCGAAAGCCAGUGUUUUCAUGUCUGCUUCUGGAAACCUGAUUUACAGGAAUAACAAGAUGGAAGUGCUGUGUGUGUUCAGUGGCUUUGGUCACCGUGGCUGGCACUGGCGCACUCCGCUCAGCUCGGCCUUACUGUCGGCCCCGGGGGCUCUGUGGUUAAGCCUCCGACUUCAGCUCAGGUCAUGAUCUCACGGCCCAUGGGUUCAAGCCCCGCGUCAGGCUCUGUGCUGA